GAGACGAGAAUGGAGACGAAGUAUGGCGGCUUGACGGACUAUAACAGAAACCAGGAGAAAUCAAUCUUAAUGCCUUCACGAGCCGUGGGAAAGAAUUUUAAGCCGAAAGUACUUGUCUGGACUGACUUAACACUUGACAAUGUGGUAGACAUUCAGAGAAGUGAAACUCCAGAGGAUGUACAAAGGCUAUUGGCAGACAUCUUCCACCUAACAGAUUGGAAAGAAGACCUCAGGCAGGGCAUCUUAGUGGAUCUAUAUUUCUACACGAUACAUUUUGGUAAGGACAAUGGAUUUACGGCAGAACAAAUGUCAGCAUGGUUCUCUAUUGUCAAGUGUGUUCAUGAGAUGGCUGUUGAUACACCGUAUGGGAAUGUGGAGCCAGUUUUUGAAUACUUCAAGGAACUUCUUCUUUGUCAUUCUGUCAAGAGACCACCCUACAGUAUCGCUCUCUUCUCAGUUGAUCAAGUGAAGAAGCUUACCACAUGUGCAGUCAACACUUACUUCAGGCAUUUUAAGAUGUACAAGUAUACAUUCACACCAAAGGUUUGUCUUGACCUUAGUUUGAAAUAUGUUGGAUUGCCAGAGACACCAGAACCUUCUGAAGUUGAUGAAGCAGACCAAGAAGCUGAUGGUGGGGCUGAACAGGUUACUGGUGAUGCCGAGAAAACAGAAGAGGAUACACUCGCUUCUCAGCAAGAAGACACUCAUGCAGUGAAAGAACUCAAAGCCAUCAUAAACUCAGCUCUUUCUGAACAAGUUCAAAAACUCAAAACAAUUGUGGAUCAACAAUUAAAAGCACAAGAUGAAGAAAUCGCCAUGAAGAUGGGCAUCUCCGCUGAUGUUUCCGGCCCACCAAAAAGUCCCAAAACAAAGAAAAGAGGAAAAUAGACUAUUGACCUCUAAAUAAGUGAGAGGAUAUUGAGCAUGUGACCACGCUGUGACCAUGAAAGUUUCAUCCUGUACUCACGCGCCAGUUUUGAGUAAAUUAUUGUAAAAAGAACCUCUGCUAAUGUUCGGCAUCACGAUGAAAGGUCAAUAACUUUUACAGUGUAUUUCAUCAAAUAUAAACACAAUCCAUGUAGAUCAUCAAAGGAGCGAUGCUUAUACUUCCAGUUUGUAUUGCGCAGCGUUAACAUAGUGAUAUAGGGCUAAUGUCGAGAAGAGUGUGAUCACGUGCUGCUAAAGAAAAAGAAGCGCAUUUUUUUCUUCGAAUGGUAAAUUCGCUGAUCACAACCUUGGUUUUAAGUCCCCUCUAAUCUUUUAAAUUUCUAGCCAUUAUCACGGCAUCCCCUAUUUCAACGGGAAACUACUUUCGUUUACAGACAGGUAAUUUGGAACAACGCGAUAAACAAUUCGAAAGAUAUUGCAUUUGCACUAACAUAAUGACUACAACCAACGUUGUAUAAUUUAAAAGUGUGGUUCUCAUACCUUUGACAUGUUUUAUACGUAUAAACAGACAUUUAAACUAAG
Stylophora pistillata is the source of this 1470-nucleotide messenger RNA. Its product is annotated as cilia- and flagella-associated protein 119. Lineage: Eukaryota; Metazoa; Cnidaria; Anthozoa; Scleractinia; Pocilloporidae. The record is from RefSeq and is a predicted model, not a curated record.